Molecule: messenger RNA, 951 nt
Organism: Meyerozyma guilliermondii ATCC 6260
Lineage: Eukaryota; Fungi; Ascomycota; Pichiomycetes; Serinales; Debaryomycetaceae
Exons: 1
Coding region: 1-951 (316 amino acids)
Molecular function (GO): oxidoreductase activity
Source: RefSeq, a predicted model, not a curated record
AUGUCAAACUUAACCUCCGCUAUACAAUUGACCAAGGAUUCUCGCUACAAGCUCAACAACGGACAAUCGAUUCCCGUGGCUGGUUUUGGGGUUUACGAAAUUCCUAAGGAGGAUACUGCUGAUUUGGUGUACUAUGCGUUGUCUGUGGGCUACAGGCACAUAGACUCGGCCAUUUACUACAAAAACCAAAGGGAAUCAAGUGAGGGUAUUGCUCGUUUCUUGAAGGACCACCCCGAGGUGGAACGUAAGGAUAUUUGGUUUACCACCAAGAUCAGAUUCGAGGAUCAUGGCUACGAGAACACCAAGAAGGCAAUUGAACUCAUUGCUAAAGAAGUGAAGGAAUACAUUGGGUAUGUCGACUUGGUGUUGAUCCAUAGUCCUCACAGUAAUCCUCAAAAGAGAAUCGAGUCCUGGAAGGCAUUGCAAGAGUAUGUGUUGGAGCCAAACAACCCUACUUUGGAUAUCAAGUCCAUUGGUGUGUCCAACUACGGAAAGCGUCAUUUGCAAGAGCUUUUCGACUGGGAUGGAUUUGUGAUCAAGCCGGUAGUUGACCAAAUCGAAUUGCACCCAUGGCUUCCAAGAUUGGAAUUGAGAGAGUUUUUGGUCGAGCACGAUAUCUGGGCCGAGGCGUACUCGCCUUUGACUCAAGGCGUCAAAUUGGACGACCCAGAGUUGUUAGAAUGGGAAAAGAAGUACAAGUUGCCCAAGGGUAACAUCUUGCUCACGUGGUCGUACUUGCAAGGAUUCAUUGUGAUCGCCAAGAGCGCUAAGAAGGAGAGAAUCAAGCUGAACCUCGAUGUUUUGCCUGAUGGAAACAGUGACGAGCUUGGGGAACAACAUUCUUUCGGUAAGAUUGAGUUGGACCCAGAAUUGCUUCUGGCGCUCGACAAGCCCAAGUCCCACGAUGUGUGCACGUGGAACGGAGUAGACCCUACAUUGUACGAGCCUUAG